CAGCUAAAGUUAGUUUGAUUGUUGACUGAUAAGACGAAAAGCAGACAACGAAAAUGGCCUUCAGACGCUGCCACCUGAAUCCGAAGAAGACGCUCUUCCUGCUCUGCGAUAUACAAGAGAAAUUCCGACCCAGCAUGCCGCUCUUCGACAAUAUGGUCAAAAAUGUGGACAAGCUGACGAAGGCGGGCAAGGCGCUGGAGGUGCCGCUGAUUGUGACCGAGCAUUAUCCCGAGAAGCUGGGCAAAACUGUCGCCGAGCUGGAUGUGUCGCAUGCCAAGGUUGUUAUGGGCAAAACCCUAUUUAGCAUGAUGACCCCCCAGGUGAAGAGCGUCAUCAAGGACCUCUUCGGCGAGAAGCCACAGGACGUGGUGCUCUAUGGACUGGAGUCGCACAUUUGUGUCGAGCAGACGGCGAUUGAUCUGCGUGAACAGGACAUUAAUGUCUACAUUGUGGCCGAUUGUUGCUGCUCUCGCCUCAAGCAGGAUCGCGAUUUGGCCCUGGAACGCUUGCGGCAGGCGGGCUGCGUGAUAACCACCAGCGAGAGCGUCAUCUUCGAUCUGGUGCGCGAUAAAAACAAUCCCAAAUUCGAUGUGGUGCGCAGGCUGGUGAAUCCGCCCUCGGUGGACAUGGAGCUGGCGCGCAACUCCUCCAAGUUGUAGACCAGCUGUUGUUAUUUACAUGUUUAGCACUUCGCAUUUAAAGUAAAAGGACAUGAUGAGCAAGGUA
Molecule: messenger RNA, 726 nt
Organism: Drosophila montana
Lineage: Eukaryota; Metazoa; Arthropoda; Insecta; Diptera; Drosophilidae
Product: isochorismatase domain-containing protein 1
Exons: 4
Coding region: 54-659 (201 amino acids)
Cellular component (GO): cytoplasm
Source: RefSeq, a predicted model, not a curated record